Molecule: messenger RNA, 891 nt
Organism: Coniophora puteana RWD-64-598 SS2
Lineage: Eukaryota; Fungi; Basidiomycota; Agaricomycetes; Boletales; Coniophoraceae
Product: NAD(P)-binding protein
Exons: 4
Coding region: 1-891 (296 amino acids)
Source: RefSeq, a predicted model, not a curated record
AUGCGCGUUCUCGUCAUUGGUGGUACCGGAUAUGUCGGCAUCCCCGUCGUCCAAGCGCUCGUUCGCGCUGGCCAUGUCGUAUUUGCUCUUGCGAGGACGCAAGAGAAAGCAAAACAGCUCGCUGCGGAAGAAGCUACUCCCGUACUGGGCGACAUAUCCGAUGUCGACUCUUGGAUCCACCUCAUUCCCACUCUCGACGUUGUCGUCGAUAUUCAAGGCGGCAUGUUCGGCGUCGGCACGGCGCUCUUCCAGGCCGUCAAGAAGGAGGUCCUACGCACCCGCGCUGACGGGCCUAAGCUCGCCUACAUCAUGACCUCCGGUACAUGGGUCCACGGCGACGACCGCAAGGAAGUCGUCACCGACACGACACCGACGCCCAACCCGAUCAACUUCUCUGCGUGGCGUGUGCCAGUGGAGAAAGAAGUCACCAGUGACACCGUGCUGAAUGGGAUCGUCAUCCGCCCUUCCAUUGUCUAUGGCAGGUCCGGGGGUGCUUGUUUCUCCCCACUGUUCGAGGGCGCGUCCAAGGGCAAGGUCGAGUGGUUCGGCACGCCGGGAGGACGAUACUCGGUCGUACACCUCGACGACCUUGCGGACCUAUAUCUCCGCGUCGCUGAGAAGUCUCAGAUGCUUGGUGGCCAGAUCUUUGACGCGGCGAACCCGCUGUCCGAGUCCGUCGACGACUUGUUGCAGAAGAUGGUCGAGGUCUCCGGUGCCAAGGGCCCAUAUAAGUAUGGUGCCCAGCCGCCCAAUCCAUUGUUUGAAGGUAUUCAGACCACGACUAUGCUGCGUCCCUACUUGGGCAGAACGCUGGUAGACUGGGUGCCCAAGAAGCCUGGUUUGAUUGACGGUUUGCCGGUUUGGUACGCAUCUUGGCAGGCUUCCCAGUAG